This is a messenger RNA of Xyrauchen texanus (razorback sucker), 5085 nucleotides long. It is a transcript of the gene atp6v0a2a, whose product is annotated as ATPase H+ transporting V0 subunit a2a. Gene Ontology annotation, biological process: proton transmembrane transport; vacuolar acidification. Bases 304 to 2850 code for a protein of 848 amino acids. NCBI's taxonomy places the organism in Eukaryota, Metazoa, Chordata, Actinopteri, Cypriniformes, Catostomidae. Gene Ontology annotation, cellular component: plasma membrane; vacuolar proton-transporting V-type ATPase complex; vacuolar proton-transporting V-type ATPase, V0 domain. Gene Ontology annotation, molecular function: proton-transporting ATPase activity, rotational mechanism; ATPase binding. The record is from RefSeq and is a predicted model, not a curated record. The transcript is spliced from 21 exons.
UAGGGUUUGUGCUUUACAGGACUGAGCUUUUUUUUGAGCUAUUUAUAUCUGCAUCAGACCUUCUUUGCAUUAAUAUGUUUUUUGCUGCUGGAUAGUGUUUAACUGUAAACAUUUUACCGUCCGUUCUGUAGGCUUUGAUCAUAAUGCUAUUUCUGUCGUUUCAAUGGCAAGACGGCAAUUAAAGGUACAGACGCCUAUCGAUUAUUAUUGUCCAGCCAGCUAGGUUGUUGUGUUGUAUCAAAGUGAAUCGGAAAGGCCAGAGGCGGAUUGAGUGAUCAAGGUGGCUGAGACUGGAGAGAUAAGAUGGGCUCGGGCUUUCGGAGUGAGGAGAUGUGCUUGGCGCAGCUGUUCCUGCAGUCUGGUUCCGCAUACGACUGCAUCAGCGAACUGGGAGAAAUGGGACUGGUUGAAUUUCGAGAUCUCAACCCCAGUGUCAGCUCCUUCCAGCGUCACUUCGUCAGUGAGAUCAAGAGAUGUGAGGAAAUGGAGAGGAUUCUGGGGUAUCUGCUAAGGGAAAUUAGGAAGACUAAUAUUGCAGUGUCAGAAGCUGAAGUCCCUCCUGUUGCCCCUGCACCCAAAAAUGUAUUGGAGAUCAUGGAGCAGCUGCAGAGGCUGGAGGUGGAGCUCAGCGAGGUGGCCAAGAAUAAAGAAAAACUCCAGCGGAACCUGCUCGAGCUGACAGAGUACACACACAUGCUGAGAAUCACACACACCUUUAUGCACAGUCGCUCCAGGCAUGAAGCCCUGGGCCCUCAGUAUGAGGAGUUCCCCUCUCUGGAGACUGACUCAGUGACAGGCUGCACCAGUAUGCAGAGACUGGGCGCCAAACUCGGGUUUAUCUCAGGGUUGAUACAGCGGGUGAAGGUGGAGGCAUUUGAGCGGAUGCUCUGGCGGGUCUGUAAAGGUUACACCAUCCUCAGCUAUGCAGAGGUUAACGAGAGCCUGGCAGAUCCCGACACGGGUGAGAUAAAUAAGAAUGUAGUGUUCCUCAUCUCCUUCUGGGGUGACCAGAUCGGACAGAAGGUUCAAAAAAUUUGCGACUGUUACCAUUGUCAUGUUUACCCUCAUCCUGAGACAGACGAGGAAAGGGCAGAUGUGAUGGACAAUCUGAGGACACGUAUCCAAGACUUACAAAACGUUUUGCACCGCACUGAGGAUUACUUGAAGCAGGUCUUGCAUAAGGUGUCUGAGUCAGCGCACUCCUGGGUGCUGCAAGUGAAGAAGAUGAAAGCGAUCUAUCACAUUCUCAACCUCUGCAGCUUUGACGUCACUAACAAGUGUCUGAUCGCUGAAGUUUGGUGUCCGGUCAGUGACCUGGCUAACCUGAGGAGGGCGCUAGAGGAGGGUUCGAGAAAAGGUGAAGCCACCGUUCCAUCCUUUGUGAACCGUAUACCGAGCAAUGACACUCCACCGACCCUUUUAAGGACCAACAAGUUUACCUCAGGCUUCCAAAGUAUAGUGGAGGCUUAUGGAGUAGGAGACUACAGAGAGGCCAGUCCAGCUCCUUAUACCAUAAUCACCUUUCCCUUCCUGUUUGCCGUGAUGUUUGGAGAUCUCGGUCAUGGUGCGGUCAUGACACUCUUUGCUCUGUGGAUGGUGUUGACUGAGAAGGACCACAUACGCAGGCGACCAGGAAGUGAGGUCUGGGGGAUGUUUUUUGAUGGGCGCUACAUCAUACUGAUGAUGGGACUGUUUUCCAUGUACACGGGACUCAUAUACAAUGACUGUUUCUCGAAAUCCCUCAACAUCUUUGGCUCGGCCUGGAGCGUUAAGGCCAUGUUCACAGAGCAGCAGUGGUCAAAUGAAACUCUUCAAACGAAUGCCUUACUCGCCUUGGAUCCCAACGUUUCUGGAGUUUUUUCUGGACCGUAUCCACUAGGCAUCGAUCCAAUCUGGAACAUGGCCAUGAAUCGCCUGACCUUCCUCAACUCCUACAAGAUGAAGAUGUCUGUGAUCAUUGGAGUUAUUCACAUGAGCUUUGGGGUGGUGCUCAGUGUCUUCAACCACUUGCACUUCAGACAGAAGUUUAAGAUCUAUCUUCUCUUUCUCCCUGAGCUGCUCUUUUUGCUUUGUCUUUUUGGGUAUUUGGUCUUCAUGAUCUUUUACAAAUGGCUGGCGUUCUCAACGCAAGACUCUCCUCUGGCUCCAAGCAUUCUCAUCCACUUUAUCGACAUGUUCCUAAUGCAGGGGAAUGACACUACACCCCUGUACCCUGGGCAGAUGGGGGUGCAGGUGUUUUUGGUGGUUGUGGCCCUGCUGUCGGUUCCAGUAUUGUUACUGGGGAAACCUCUUUACCUCUACUGGCUGCAUCAUGGUGGGAAGAGCCUGGGGGUCCACAGGGUUUGUCUGUGUUUUUGUGGCUACGAGAGAGUUCGUCGUGUGAGUGAGGAAGAUCUGUCUCCAUCUGUCGUGCAUGAUGAAGAGGAGGGACUAAGUGACUCAGGAGGUCGUCAGGAGUUUGAUUUUGGGGACGUCUUCCUUCAUCAAGCAAUUCAUACCAUAGAGUACUGUUUGGGCUGCAUCUCCAACACAGCCUCCUAUCUGCGUCUCUGGGCCCUCAGCCUUGCCCAUGCUCAGCUCUCAGAAGUAUUGUGGGUGAUGGUAAUGCGAGUGGGGCUGAGGGUGAGCUCCAGACUUGGCGUGCUUUUCCUCGUGCCUGUGUUCAGUGUUUUUGCCCUGCUCACUGUCUCCAUUCUGCUGGUUAUGGAGGGACUGUCUGCUUUCCUCCACGCUCUGCGUCUGCACUGGGUGGAAUUUCAGAACAAAUUCUACAGUGGGACAGGAGUCAAAUUUGCACCUUUUGACUUUUCUCUGUUACCCUCUGUCUUUGAGCAAGAGGGUUUACUCUGACCUGUGACGGCACUUCGUCUAUGAACAGAAAACCAUGACUUAUCGACCUAUGGGCUCUGGACAAUGCAGUAGCAGUUUUAAGAGUAAAAUCUUGCGGUUCCAGUGCUGUUUUUUUUGGUCAUGGUUGGAUCAGUAGGCCUAACUGACAGCCCUUUUUGCACCCAUCCAUAACAGAUAUAUCUGGUGCGGAUUAUCAGCUGUGGCUCCAUCAACAUGUGCUGUCAUUCAAGGAGUGUUUGUCAGCAAAGCCCUGUUAUUAUAUUUAUCUUAAGAGAUAUGACUUGUAUUUGCUAUUUCACCUUCAUAAGCAUUUGCUGUCAUAUCGAUUUUCAAAGUGCCAUAACUAUUUUUGAAUGUACAGUUUUGUAUGCUACACCGAAAUGUACUUUCGCUUGCUAUAGCUACAUUAAACAUGCACUGCAAAAAGUAAUGUUAUUAUAUACUAUUUUUGUCUUGUUUUCCAGGUAAAAUAUCUAAACAUUCUUAAAACAAGAUACAUAUUUGACAAGCAAAAUUGCAGGUUAUAUUUUUGUAUCGUUUUCAUAAAAAUCAAGCAAAAUUUAGUGAGGUUAAUGCUUAAAACAAGAAAAAACUAUUUGCCAAUGGGAUAAGAAAAACUUAAUUCAAAGGGGAAACACGUUUAUUUUUCUUACCCCAUUGGCAUUUUUUUCUUCUUGUUUUAAGCAUAAAGUUUACUAAAUUUCUCUGAAAACAAUAAAAAAUUGUUUUUAAUUUAAUCCCCAUUUCUCCCCAAUUUUAGAAUGCCCAAUUCCCGUUACUUAGUAGGUCCUUGUGGCGGCGUGGUUACACCUCAGUCUGGGUGGUGGAGGACAAGUCUCAGAAGCCUCCGCUUCUGAGACCGUCAGUCCAUUUAUCUUAUCACGUGGCUCGUUGUGCAUGUGGAGACUCAUACUACUCUCCACGAUCCACAAACAACUUGCCAUGCACCCCAUUAAGAGCGAGAACCACUUAAUAGUGACCACGAGCAGGUUACCCCAUGUGACUCUACCUCUCCCUAGCAACUGGGCCAAUUUGGUUGCUUAGGAAACCUGGCUGGAGUCACUCAGCACACCCUGUAUUCGAACUCGCAACUCCAGGGGUGGUAGUCAGCGUCAGUACUCGCUGAAUUACCCAGGUCCUAUAGUAGAUUUUUAAUAUCAAAUGUAGAAAAGUUCUAAUAUAGAAUAGCCUGGACUUUGCGUGUGACCCAGGAUAGGGCAUAUGAGGUUACUAGAAGUGUGGACAUUGUGUGACCCAGGAGAGGGCAUAUGAGGUUACCAAAAGUGCUGAUGUUACAAGAAACACUCUGUCGUAAUGAACAAUGGUGCUGAGACAUAAGAAAACUAUAGGGAAGCACUGCAAAAGUUAAAGACUAACACAACCAAUGACGUAUUAUGCUCAGAUUGUGAUGUAUUAUUUAUUCAGAAUGUAUAAUUUGAUGAUAAAAGAAUUUAAAAUGUUAUUUUUUAAAUGGACUAAAAGCCAGGUUCCCACCAUUACAAAGAGGUCAGAGGUGCUGUGAAAUAAUGGGGGGAAACAGAAUCGAUUGGAUACAACAAUUAUUAAGAGGACGUAGACAUGAGAUAAUGUUAGAUACAAAAAAACGUAUAAAGACUAAGGGUUUUGACCAAGAGUAUCAGAUCUCAGCUGACAUCGCGGGUUUGUUGGUUUGCUAAAUAAACUCUAACCUUUGGCACCUGGAAACUCCGACUUCGAGAGUUUUCUUAAUGAGAGGGAAGAAAAGUUAUCCACGCUCCACGACAGUCAUCUGAAAACAAUACAUAAUAUAUUGUAAAAUUGUUCUUUCUCAAGUAAAUGUAUCUUGUUUUACUGGAAAACAAAAAAAAUAUUAAUUAUGAAAAAAAUAAUUUUGCAGUGUGGAUCUUACACAUAGUAUCUUUGCUGGUAAACCAUGGUGUAGGUAAUGCAACACUGUACGAUAAACAAUGCCAAAUGACAAAUAUAAUUUUUAAUGUGAUAUUAAAGCAUAAUUUACAACAUGCAGAUUACAGGGUAGAAGUUAGUUUUUUCUUUGUUCAUAGGAAUCUAAUGACAACACUUUAUCCAUAUUUUCAAACGAAACAUUUCUGUUUUUAAAUACAUGUGCUUAUGGUUUAAAAACAGGAAAACCUACAGGAAAUGCAUUUCAUUAAACCAUGAGAAUACAUUUCUUUGCUGUAUGUAUUCAUUGACUUUCCUGUACAUUUACAUUUGUGUUUCGGUCACUUAUAAAAA